AAAUGUUCCCAAAUCUCAGUCCCCAACUCACCUUUUUUGACCAUUCUUCUUUGAUCUACCUUUCUUACAACCCCACAUAACAACUCAUCAUUAAUAUCUUCAUCUGUCAGUCCAACCCCCCCCAACCAACAAAAACACAAAUCAAAUCUCAAUUUCUUCAUAUUAUCUUAUUAUAGCAGCUCUCUAAUUUAUUUUUUUUAAUUUUUUUUUUGGUAUUAUAAUGGAGUCAUCAUCAGCUUCACAAGAACAGAAUGAAGUACAAACAAAUCUUCCAUCGUCUGUAGUAAGACCCGUUUCAAGAACCGGGGCUCCGAAUAAUAAUCAUAAUAAUAGUAAUAGUAAUAUGGUUAUGGGUAAACAUCGUCUUGCUGCUGCUAUUGCUGCUCUCAAUCAACAAAUCCACAUCAUUCAGGAAGAAUUGGAUCAGCUAGAUUCAUGUGGUGAAGCUUCCCUUGUCUGCGGAGAAUUAGUUUCAAGUGUUGAGUUAAUACCUGAUGCUCUUCUUCCAGUGACUAGAGGACCAAUAAAUGUUCAUUUGGAUAGAUGGUUUCAUGGAGCUAAUGAUUCAAGGCGCAACAAACGCUGGAUAUAAAAAGGCAUUUGUAACACAAAUUGAGCAAAGCAUUUUUUAUAUCAUCUUUUUUUUUUUUUUAAAGUUUAUUUUGUAAUUAGAAAUUUUAAUUCCUAUGGCUUCUUGGCUCUUUAAAAUUCUAUCCAAUUGCUAAUGUUGUGAUGUGACAAAAUUACUCUGUUGAUUUUAAGUUUAAUAACCCAUUGUCAUUCUUCUGGUC
Molecule: messenger RNA, 791 nt
Organism: Capsicum annuum
Lineage: Eukaryota; Viridiplantae; Streptophyta; Magnoliopsida; Solanales; Solanaceae
Product: guanine nucleotide-binding protein subunit gamma 2
Exons: 4
Coding region: 221-592 (123 amino acids)
Source: RefSeq, a predicted model, not a curated record